AUUGGCAGAAUGCUCAAUGAGCAAAUUGUUCGACUUCUUUCGUUGAUGCACAUUCAUCCGCCGUCGGCAAAAGAUGCCGCUGGGGGUAACAGUAUUGUCAAAAGGCUGAAGUUUGGAAAAAAGAGAAACUCUCCAAAAUUCGGAAAUUUGCCAGAAUCAGUAUGGGAUAACAUUCUGGACAACUUGUCUCCAUUCGAGCGAGUUAAAAUGCGUCGAAUCAAUCACAAGAUCAAAAACGUAGUGGAUAAACGUCGAAAACGUGUCCUCUACGCAGAUUUUCUACGUACUGACGUUGACACAAUCCUUCCGCCGGAAACUAAUGGAGACGGUGACUUUUUCCGUAUGCCAAAAACUCCAAGAAUUGUUGUGCACGAGGAAGCACGUAGUAUCCUAAUAAUUGUUGAUACUCAUUGGACAGUCAGUGACGCAGUCAAAAUGAUGGCUGCAAUUCGAUAUUAUGGAGAAAAUGCACACACUGUUACGCUUGAUGCCUCUCUCGCUGAGCUCUGUGUAGCUGCUCAAUCAACAAAUGACAUUGCAUUCUGGUUUGCUUUCCAAUCAGCAAGUGGAACUUCUGAUCCAGUAUGUCAGUCGUCAAAGGCUCCAAGAUGGGUCCCUGAUGAUUUCCGUGUCAGAAGUGUACAAUCAUAUGAGCAAGAUCAGUUGACAGCCUACUCCCAAUGGUCUCCAAGAACACAAGUUAUUCCAGUUGGCCCCCUGUUUCCAAAAGCAACCGAGAUAACAAUCCGUGCUUCGGUUCCACAACUUCGUCGUCUUCGUCGUUUUCCUGUCUACCGUAGCCCUCUUCACCGUUGCUUUAUGGAUCCAAACAAUCUUCAUAUUCUUCGUCUCGUCGUCUCUAGUAACAAUUCAUCUGGUCGUAGAGGUCGACAAGUGGCACAAUCUCUGAAAAUGGCUCCAUUUUUGAAAUGGGCAAAUGCUCAGCGAUUGGCUCACAGAUUUUCUGUACAAUUUGUAUAAUUGAAUCAUCAUGACGUUUUUUAUGUUUUGUUUUGCUACGGGUACUGUUUACUUUGACGAUUUUCUCUGAAAUGCAAUUCUUCUCAAAUGUAUUCUCAAACAACCAAAACAAUAUUUUGAUCGUCGGGUUCGUUUUUUUUGUAACUCUGUACUUCCCCUUGUGAUCUUGAUGUGUAGAAUUUGUUAAUUUGAAUUAAAUAAUAAAUAAAUGAUGUGAUC
Messenger RNA from Caenorhabditis elegans, 1200 nucleotides. RefSeq names its product F-box domain-containing protein (gene R13H4.5). Bases 10 to 981 code for a protein of 323 amino acids. The record is from RefSeq and is marked reviewed. Lineage: Eukaryota; Metazoa; Nematoda; Chromadorea; Rhabditida; Rhabditidae. The transcript is spliced from 4 exons.